CUUUACUUCCCCCCACCGCUCCUUUAACAGUAUCCCAUUCCCCUUCUUUUUCUCUAUAAGCUUUUAAUUUUCCUCAUUUCUUCGACUUGAACAGUCCACACGCUGUCGCCUCUUUUCAGCCUCAAAUAACCUCUACCCUCCCCUCUGGGAGGUCUCGUCAACUCUCCCCCUCCUCCCCCCUUUUCUUGGUCCUACACAGGCACUUCGACUGUCGCCAUGCGCAAAGGUUUAAUAUUGUUCCUGGUGUGCAAUCUCAUCAUUAUCGGAUUUCUUGUGAAUUUUCUAUUCACCCUUAUUACUUUGCUGUUCGAGGACUGCUCAGCGGAUGCCAUUCAUUCUGUCGAUAUUCCAGCUCCCAAUUCGCAACUCAUCGAUUCACGACCCCAACUAAUUCCGAAAAUUAUCCACCAGACUUGGCAAAACGAGACUGUUCCCGAGAAAUGGCGGGAGGCUCAACAGUCGUGUCUGGACUUGCAUGGAGAUUACGAGUAUAAGCUCUGGACAAAUGAGAAAGCGAGGGACUUUGUAGCUAAGGAGUACCCGUGGUUCAUCGGUACCUACGAUAGCUAUCCUUACCCCAUCAUGCGCGCCGAUGCUAUUCGAUAUUUCGUCUUGGCACAUUUCGGCGGGAUCUAUAUCGAUCUCGACGAUGGCUGCAACCGGCGACUAGAUCCAUUACUCUCGUACCGCGCUUGGGUCCGAAAGACUAUCCCUACUGGUAUUUCCAACGAUGCCAUGGGGGCUGUUCCACAACAUCCAUUUUUCUUGCGUGUUAUCGAGAGUCUUCAAACCUAUAAUCGUAAUUGGCAUGUCCCCUACAUUACUGUGAUGUAUGGUACCGGCCCGUUGUUUCUCAGCGUUAUCUGGAAGGAGUACAUCCGUUGGGGAACAACCGAGGAGGGAAGAGUCAGAGUUCUCAUGCCGGAAGAAUACAACAAGAAUCCUUGGAGUUUCUUCGCGGUCUACAAGGGUUCCUCAUGGCACUCCAGCGAUGCCAAAACCAUCUUCUGGAUGGGUCAGCAUUGGCUCUUCCUGACCGUCUGCGGCUUUUCUCUUGCCAUCACGCUAUACCUUACCGGGUUUUGGAUUUAUAAGAGACUCCAUCUUCGCAACACAAACUAUACCGAACAGCCAUCACCUUGGUGGUGGCCGCGCCGAGAGACCGUAGUCGGAGCUGGCUUCAAGAGGCUGCCAAAACAUGAAGUAUAG
Messenger RNA from Tuber melanosporum (Perigord truffle), 1209 nucleotides. RefSeq lists its product as uncharacterized. Gene Ontology annotation, biological process: mannosyl-inositol phosphorylceramide biosynthetic process. The record is from RefSeq and is a predicted model, not a curated record. Bases 217 to 1209 code for a protein of 330 amino acids. NCBI's taxonomy places the organism in Eukaryota, Fungi, Ascomycota, Pezizomycetes, Pezizales, Tuberaceae. Gene Ontology annotation, molecular function: mannosyltransferase activity. The transcript has 4 exons.